UAAAAAAUAUAUUCCCACAUUUAAAGCAAAACAAAGGGAAAAUCUAGCAGAGUUAAUUAAACAAAAAGGUGUGGAAAAAUUUAGAUUUUAUUUCGUAAGAAAUAAAAACCCCCUUGAAGUGAAAAUAGAAAAUUUUAUUAAAUUUCGUGGAGCGGGGAAAAUUCGCUUAAGCAAAUUCUGGUUGCGCCGCGUUAAGUGUUCGUUGCUACCAUCCAUCCGCUAGCUAUGAAUGAAGCAACUCCUGAAAGUCUUUAGGAAACGGGUCGACAAGAGAAAAAGAAGCGUCGUUGAAAAAAAGUUGGCCUUUCGUUGAGUAGCCUCUUGAAGUCGUUGAAGUUUGGUCACUUCUGGCUGGUUCGACACUUACUUCUAAAUUAUUGAGUUUGUGAAAUCAACUAGCCAUUCAUUCAUACAUUGGCAGGAGUCAUCAAGGAUAUCAAAACACAUCAUUCGAAGUCAAAUAAAAUAUACCAUAAUGGCCAAAAACUAUGUUAAAUGAUGAAUGCCAAUACUUUUGCCACUGGAAAAAUCUAUUCGAACAUCCCAUUGUCUGUGGUCAACACAACACUUCCCUAUCGUUGCUAUACUCAGCUACACUGCACAGCAACACUGACACUAACACCCACAUCAACAACAGCAACAACAUUCACACCGUGACCAACACCAUUUCCCAUACAGACAUACUGUUGUACUCAUCAUUUUGCUACACUAACACACUGACACUGCAACUGGGAUAGGAGUGUGCGUGUGAGUGUGUGAAUUGCACAAUAAACAAUGAAAUUUUAUGCCACAUGUCAAUAUAAAUGCGGUGCUGACAACAACAAUCUACAAUCAACAACCACGAACACCAAUACCAAUACCACCACCAAUACGUCGACCAGCAAUACCAUUACCAAUACCAACAAUCCAAACAACUGCCAAUAUAAUUGUCGUUUGGGCCAUGAUAUAAUGGCCACUGGUAGUGGUGAACGGCCAGUGGACAAUACAACGAACUCACCAACCUCCCUGUAUAGCAGCAGUUGCCCCCAAUUGACCCAGUAUCGCAGUUUGCCCCGAAACCUUUAUAGUGCAAUUAGGAAACCAUUGGCGCCGCUGCAACAUCAGCAUCAGCAGUGUUUGAACGACAACAACGACGAGUUGCUGUUGCCCAGCGUUUGUAACUUUGCGGGGGAUCAGACGUUGCGCACCAACUCGGAGCAGGAACUCAGAAGAUCGACCGUAGGACGUGGCCAUCAUCGACCAUUGAAUAGAAAUCUGAUAUUGUGCAAUAGGUGUGCGGUGUGACGAAGGUAUAACCUAAGCUGUGAACAUCCGCCUCCUCUAUUGCCACCCAAGGAUUUUGCCAACCCAGAGGAUCAAAAGAAGUCGGCAAACGCCGCACAAGCGCAGACUGUCUCCAUAGCCUCUUCGGCGGCGGUCGAAACUCAAAGGGUCCUAUGUGAGAAUUGCCGCUUCAAUGAUCAGCCAGUAGUGUGGUGGGUCUCUUGUCCUCGUCUAGCCCAUCAGCAAGGCUCCACGCAGAGUCUCAGGGAGUUCACCAAUACCCGAGCUCAAUUCCUAGCCAUGCAACAGAGCAACAAUAACAACAACAAUAACAAUGAAAUGAGAGGCCACACAAAUAUGGGAGCGCUUAGGCCAGAGGCCAGCAUCAGUGGCACCACGGGUAUGUUACCUAAGCCAGCAAUUAAGACUGGCACUGCGUCCUCCGGAAUCUCCUCCACCGCGAUGAAUGCAGCCAAUCAGGCGUACGCCAAAACGACUAUUAACACUGCCUCCUCGAAUGUCAGCACAAAUCCCACUGCCAUGGCCACACCAUCACCACCUCCGCCACCGGUGAUGAGGCCUCAUCACCAUCGCUCCAUUACAGCUUUGUCAGGAUUAGAUCUUUAUGACAACUAUGCCGGAGCAUCCACACAUGUACCCUCCCAGUAUGGCUCGACCUGCAGGCGUCAUAUCAAACAGCAACAAUUGCAUGGCCAUCAGCCAACCUCCCACCCCACCCAUGGCCAACAUGUGCACCAUGCACAUCCUCAUCCUCAACAGCAACAACAGCAGCAGCAACAGUAUUCCACAUGUUGUAGUUCCUAUAAUAUAGACCAUAAAAUGCAGACCCCCUCCUGCAUGUGUGGCAAAUUGUAUCAUCAACAGGUUAGCAGGGCACCUCCCCGAGAAUCCUUGGCGCCUCCACCUCAUCAUGCCAUGCAUGCACAGGCCGCCACCAACAAUCGGGCAUGCAAUCACAAUUUGUAUUACGGUGCUGGUCUCGACAGUUGCAUGCAUCAAUUUGAAGAUCAAGAUUCGGGAUUUCCUGGUCUCAGAGAUCAGGAGUUUUAUCUGUUGCAUCGCAAUAUACCAGCCUUAAGGCGUACCGGUGUCGAUACGACAGGCAUACGUCAACAUUUCUAUCCGGAUGGUGGUUGGGGUUGGAUUAUUUGUGGCAUGUCAUUUUUAAUACACAUACUAACGACGGGUUUGCAAUUGUCCUAUGGCCUGACCCUGUUCUAUGCGGUUCAUCAUAUACGCAAUGCCAGUGGUAAUGAAUGGUUGGGCGCGCUCAGUUGGUCCAUAUCCAUGCUGGUCUCACCCUUCGUGGAGACCCUCUGCCGGCGAAAGUCCACCAGACUCCUGGCCGUUGUGGGCGGUCUGGUAUUGUCGCUGGGCAUACUGUUCACUUCCUUUGCCACCGAGGUGGAUCAAGUAAUUUUCAGCUAUGGUUUUGUUUUUGGCAUUGGGGUGUCGAUGGUACGUGAAACCUCGACCAUAAUGUUGGGCAAUUACUUUAAGAAGCGGCGUUUAUUUGUGGAAAUGGUGGCCAUGUCCGGUGAAGGUGUGGGUAUAGCUUUAUUUUCGGUGCUGCUGAAGGAGGGAGUGGGAAAAAUGGGUUGGCGCUCUGGCUUACAAAUUGUGGCGGCCUUAACAUCGAUAAGCUUUUUUGUGGGUCUACUCUAUAGGCCAGCCUCUUUGUAUCAUCCCCAGAGGAGGGCCAUACAACAUUUAAAAAAUCAAAGGAAAAAGUUACGUGAUCAUAAAACGAAUAAUAUUCCUGCGGAACCCAAUAUCUUGAAGAAACUUAUACAAGACAUAUCAAAUUUAAAAUCGGGUACGGUGAAAAUAUUGCUGCUGACUUCGGCAGUGGCAGCAUUGGGUAUAUAUACGCCCAUGUUUACCAUGUCCUUAAAUGCCGCCAAAGAAGGCUCUGAUGUCCAGGAGCUGGUUUUAUUACAAACCAUGUUGGGCAUGUCCACCACCUUGGGUGUUGUUUUGGCUGGAGUUCUGAUUCGAAGGCCGUUUGUGGUACAAAAUUUUGUUAUAUCCACACCCAUAAUAUCACAGGUUUUUCUCUCUGCCGUUGCUCUUUCCAUACUCUUCAUGUCCUUUCUCAUGGGCUACAAGAGUCUGUGUAUUUUAUCCGGCAUUUAUGGGGUGGGCUUUGGCGGUUUUCGUUUCUCUCUGAAAAUGCUGGUGCUAGAAAAAGUGAAACUGAAAUUUUCCAAAACUUGGUCCUUCAUUCGAGGCAUUGAGGCAGUGCCUGUCUUGAUAAGUGUACCCCUAACCAUAUUCCUCAACGACUAUUCGCCCAAAUAUGGUCGUGCUGGUUAUUAUAUAUGUUCUGCAGCUGCUGCCAUAGCUGCCAUCAUAAUUUUCUUCAUUGGCUAUUCAUCGUAUACACAAAACCCCUCCCAACGUUCCCAGGAGAAUGGCAGUGUGGUGCCAAUGGUGCCGCGCAUGCGUUCCAUGUCCACCCAAUAUGUAAGGCACAAAUAUCAACCGGCCUUUACGGUGGACUAUCCCAAAAGCAAUGGCUGUGAUUAUCCGGCCCCUGAUUUGAUCAAUCGUAGCUGUAUUAGUCUUAAUCAAUUGGGUGAGAGUGCCUCGUGUUUGUGUGGCCCCAUGCGGAAUAUGUGCAAUUAUCAUACGCCUGCGCAGCAGCGAAGACACUGUGGUGGUGGUGGUGGUGUUUCAGGUGGUACUAGUGGUCUACAUCAACAAUUGCAGCAGCAAACGCCUCAUCAUCAUGCCAGCGAUAUUGAUGAUCAUCGUUAUCCCUAUGUCUAUGACAAUGGCACGGGCAGUUAUUUGAGACGUAGUCUAUCGUUUAUACAAAAUGCCAAUUGUUGUGGGGCCAAUCAGUUCCAGUUGCAGUGCCAGGCCAAUGUUCAAUGGUCGAAUAGAGAUUUAAGAAUGGAUUCCAACCAGCCCCUACUUUGCACCUGCAGUCCCUCCUCGGGAUAUUUUCAAAGUUGCAAAAGCCAAAGUGUACCGGAAGGUUUGUCCACCAUGUCGCAACAGUGUAAAUGUAAACCACAGCCUUCCAGAGAAUAUAUCUAUGUGCCGCGGCAGCUUUCUCAUCAGCCGCAACAGCUACCGCCACACCUUCAGACACAUCAACAGCAGCAGCAGCAGCAGCAUCAGCUACAACAAACUCACAAUUGUUCCUGUCACAAUUUAAAACAACUUGGCAGCGGCGUCGGAGUUGGCCCACACAUAACAAAUGCUCUAAGUAAACCAUUUAAGGACUCCUUUGGACCACAUGCAUCUGCCACAAUACCUAAAUGUAAACUAAGACGAUCACAAUCCCUUUCGAGACCCAUGACCUAUGUUGAACAAAUGACCACAUCUGUUUAGAUGGUCUACACUUUAAACAAAGACUUGUUGUUAUCCUGUUUCCUUGGUUUUUCAGUUUUUGUCCUUAGUGCAACAUGAAACUAUUUUGUAUUUGUAUUGGAAUUUGACUAUGACCAUUCAAUCACUAUGAGAAAGAAACAAAAAACAGUGAACAUUUUGUGCAUGACUUUUUGGUUUUAAUUCCCACGAAAACAAGACACAAAUCUUAGAAACAACUGUUAGAAAACUUUUCUAGUCCGCAUGUAUUUUGUAACGAGAACUUUUUAAAGGAGACAUGAAAGAAAAAGAGAACAUCAUAGUUUUAUAGUUACUCACAAAACUUCCAACAUAAGGGGUGAAAUUUUUGGAGUGACAAAACUUUUAAUUUUACAUAAUACAAAAUAAAACGAA
This is a messenger RNA of Stomoxys calcitrans (stable fly), 5016 nucleotides long. RefSeq lists its product as uncharacterized. Lineage: Eukaryota; Metazoa; Arthropoda; Insecta; Diptera; Muscidae. The transcript is spliced from 12 exons. Gene Ontology annotation, molecular function: monocarboxylic acid transmembrane transporter activity. Gene Ontology annotation, biological process: transmembrane transport. The record is from RefSeq and is a predicted model, not a curated record. Bases 1564 to 4626 code for a protein of 1020 amino acids.